Pistacia vera is the source of this 921-nucleotide messenger RNA. RefSeq lists its product as uncharacterized. Lineage: Eukaryota; Viridiplantae; Streptophyta; Magnoliopsida; Sapindales; Anacardiaceae. The record is from RefSeq and is a predicted model, not a curated record. The transcript has a single exon. Bases 122 to 802 code for a protein of 226 amino acids.
CAUGCAUCCUCCUAUUAACAAUAUAUAUAUACACACCUAAAUUCUAUAUAAACCAUUCAGCAACAUCAGAUUUCUUGCACAAAAUUUCACCCAAGGAGAACAAGAAAGGCACUCCUGAUCCAUGGCGCACCACAUGUUUUUCCUCUCUUUAAUAUUAACUACACUAGCAGCAAUGCAAGGCUGCCAUGCAGUUGACUACGCUGUCACAAACACCGCCAUCACAACUGCUGGCGGCGCCCGCUUCAACAAACAAAUCGGGGCCGACUACAGCAAGCAAACACUGGUAUCUGCCACGAAUUUUAUAUGGAGAAUCUUACAACAAAACAACGCAGCUGAUCGGAAAAAUGUGAAAAAAGUCAGCUUGUUUAUCGAUAGCAUGGACGGGGUCGCAUAUGCUAGCAACAAUGAAAUUCACUUCAGUGCGAAUUAUAUAGGAAAUUAUUCUGGUGAUCUCAAAAGAGAGUUCGCUGGUGUACUAUACCAUGAGAUGACACAUAUUUGGCAAUGGAAUGGAAACGGACGGACUCCCGGAGGAUUGAUUGAAGGGAUUGCUGAUUACGUGAGGUUAAAGGCUAACUAUGCGCCAAGUCAUUGGGUUCAACCUGGUCAGGGCGACAGGUGGGAUCAAGGCUAUGACGUUACGGCCAGGUUUCUAGACUACCUUACCAGUUUGAGAAGUGGGUUUGUUGCAGAACUUAACAAGAAGAUGAGAAAUGGAUAUAAUGAGAGGUUCUUCUUUGAUCUGCUGGGGAAGACGGUUAGUCAGCUGUGGAGUGAGUACAAGGCCAAGUAUGGAAAGUAAUUAACCUAGGAGUCUAAUAAUCAAAUAAGAUGUUUUAGAGAAUAAGAAUCAUGUUGAUCGAAGUGUCUGUUUUUAUUCCUAUUAUCAACUCUAUGUGCAAUGUCAAUAAUUUCUAAAUA